This is a messenger RNA of Candidula unifasciata, 213 nucleotides long. The record is from the annotation of a GenBank genome assembly. Lineage: Eukaryota; Metazoa; Mollusca; Gastropoda; Stylommatophora; Geomitridae.
GUGAGCGAAACUGAAGGACAGAACCACAAUCUGGCCAGCGAGCUGUCCAAGCUACAGUCCGAGAAUGCCAAGCUAAAGGUGCUGGUCAGCCAGAAGGAGAAGGAGAUCCUACACCUCCAGGUCCCGGACAAGGACAUGAUGCACCAGAUCAGGAUCCUUGAGGAUGAGAUGACCAUGCUGCGGACACAGUCCAGGAGACUCACUGAAGAAAAG